Onychomys torridus (southern grasshopper mouse) is the source of this 1278-nucleotide messenger RNA. RefSeq names its product lymphocyte antigen 6H. Gene Ontology annotation, molecular function: acetylcholine receptor binding; acetylcholine receptor inhibitor activity. Gene Ontology annotation, cellular component: plasma membrane. The record is from RefSeq and is a predicted model, not a curated record. The coding region runs from base 473 to 907 and encodes 144 amino acids. NCBI's taxonomy places the organism in Eukaryota, Metazoa, Chordata, Mammalia, Rodentia, Cricetidae. The transcript has 5 exons. Gene Ontology annotation, biological process: acetylcholine receptor signaling pathway.
GGGGGCAGCUGCGGCGGGAGCGGGAGGCCUAGAGGGGGCGUCGCGCGCGGGCGAAGGGAGCAGAGGCCGGGUAGGGCGACCUGCUGCGUGGCCUCCAGCCCCGGGCGCCCCCCGCCCCGCGCGUCUCCCAGCCGCGCGCGGCCCCCGCCCCAGCUCCGCCCCGCCCCUCGCGCGGGGUCCGCGUCUGCGGCUGCGUUCCCCGAAAGACGAAGCUGCGCCCCGGUUCCGGUCCGCAGGGAGACCGAAGGGCAUCGCUCCCCGCGCCGCGCCCGCUGCUGAGCCCGGAGUGCGGACACCCCAGGGAUCUCCCUGGGGAGAGAAGACACCCGCAGGUGCAGGGUGAAGGCUGCGGGGACCUCGGGCGGCCACCUCAUUGGAGAGGGCAGAUUUCUCUUCCCUGGCGGGGAGGCGGCCUGCGCCCCAGAGGACCCCUGCCUGUAGCCCCCGCGCCUCUCUCAGGCCCUCUCAGAGCAUGCUGCCUGCAGCCAUGAAGAGCCUCGGCCUGGCACUGCUGGCCUUGCUGCUGUGCCCCUCGCCGGCCCAUGGCCUGUGGUGCCAGGACUGCACCCUGGCCAAUUCCAGCCAUUGCGCCCCGAAGCAGUGCCAGCCGACCGACACCGUUUGUGCCAGCGUGCGGAUCACUGACCCCAGCAGCAGUAAGUCUGGACCUGGCAGGAAGGAUCAUUCUGUGAACAAGAUGUGUGCUUCCUCCUGCGACUUCGUUAAGCGGCACUUUUUCUCAGACUAUCUGAUGGGGUUCAUUAACUCUGGGAUCUUAAAAGUCGACGUGGACUGCUGCGAGAAAGAUUUGUGCAACGGGGUAGCAGCAGUGGGGCGCAGCCCCUGGGCCCUGGCUGGGGGGCUCCUGCUGAGCCUGGGGCCCGCUCUCCUCUGGGCUGGGCCCUGAGGCCCCUCCCUCCCUCCCUCCUGCAGGGCUUUGGAGCUUGUCCCCUGAGCGUCUUGCUGCCCCUCCCCAGCCUGGCCUGGCUAGGGCUGAGACAGCAAGGGCUUGGUAUCAAGGUCUGUGGCUCUCUCUCCACCUCCCUAGAUGUGAGCCUUCUCCAUUUCUCCACCAGCUCCAUAUCCCAGGCGGCUGGACAUCUCCAGGAGACCAGACAUCCUGGCAGGAAGCUGGGGUCGGGGGGAGGGUGAGGGCAAGGGACUGGGACCCUCCAGGUCCCCAAGGGGAGGGAGGCUAAGCCAGGGGCAGCCCAACAGCCUGGCUUGAGGGGCAUUAACUACAGAGAAAUAAAGUCACUUCUGAGUCUUGUGCCCGGG